ACUCAUGAUCCCACACACAAUGAAUAUUUAUAAAAAUGACUUAUAAAUGAGAAUUGUAAAAUAAACUUAAGGCUUGGCUCUGCUGUGAGGAAACAGUAUUGAGGAUUCUAUCAUACCAGGACCAGCUCAGUCAAAGGAACAUCGCCAUGGCACCCACCCACAUUUAAAAAAUGAAACUUAAAAAACAAACAUUAGCACAUACCCCAAAUAAAAUAAAUAUAUAAAAAUUAUUGAGUUUUCUAAUUCCACAAACACAAAUUCCAAGUUCCAAUAUGGCUGCCUACAGGGUCUCGCCGGAUUACUGUUAAGCCUAACAACUAUUCCAAACUAAUGAGUCGUCUUUGACCAAAUACGCUUCAAACAUGUUUCAACUUAUUUGCUGUAGACAUGGGAUAUAUUCGCCUUUGCGGGCACAGUUCUUUUCUUCGCCGUGUAGUAAAACAGGAGUCCACUGGAAGCUGUCACGGUAGGUGGUUUUCCUCAGGGACUCAUGCACGGAGCUCCUCGCAGCAGCUGGAGAGCGCCGUCAGUCGCUUCUGGCGUCUCACUCAGAGGACCGUACGGCGGUCUCCGAAGGGCAUCAAACCCCAGGGUUUGAAAUUCAUCGUCGGACCAGCGUUUCUAACAGUCUCAACACGCUCGUUUUGCCACGUAGCUCACUGUCAGGAAGACGUAAACAACAACACUCCACUAGAAGUUGUAGCCAAAGACUCGGCGCCAGAGUUCAAAUGGCACAUCCUGUGGGAGUUCGUCAAACCUCAGCUGUUUGCUCUCAUCUGUGCAGUCGUGCUCGCUUUCGGGGCGGCCAUCUUGAACAUUCAAAUCCCCCUGAUGCUGGGAGAUCUGGUGAAUGUGGUCGCACGCUUCCUCAGAGACAACACAGGCACUUAUGUGGGGGAAAUGACAGCCCCUGCCCUGAAACUACUGGGACUGUAUGGUAUCCAAGGCUUGUUAACAAGCGGCUACAUCAUCCUGCUCUCAAGGGUCGGGGAGAGAGUGGCAGCAGACAUGAGGAAGACUCUGUUUGCAUCCUUACUCAGGCAAGACGUCGCCUUUUUUGACGCCAAUAAAACGGGUC
Oryzias melastigma (Indian medaka) is the source of this 1078-nucleotide messenger RNA. RefSeq names its product mitochondrial potassium channel ATP-binding subunit. Gene Ontology annotation, molecular function: ATP binding; ABC-type oligopeptide transporter activity; ATP hydrolysis activity. The record is from RefSeq and is a predicted model, not a curated record. Gene Ontology annotation, cellular component: membrane. Gene Ontology annotation, biological process: transmembrane transport. NCBI's taxonomy places the organism in Eukaryota, Metazoa, Chordata, Actinopteri, Beloniformes, Adrianichthyidae.